Spirodela intermedia is the source of this 2512-nucleotide messenger RNA. The record is from the annotation of a GenBank genome assembly. Lineage: Eukaryota; Viridiplantae; Streptophyta; Magnoliopsida; Alismatales; Araceae.
AUGCUCGAGGAGGGGAGAGAAAAACCUUGGCGCCGCCUCCGCAGCAGCUACUUCUCCACUCUCCCGGCCUCUGUCCGAUGGCGGAACCGCAUCCAGAGCAGCCGCGUCGUUGCCCUCGUCGCCUCCCUCCUCCUUCAGAGGUGCCGCUGGCAGCCCUUCCUCGAGGAGCUCAAACCGAAGCUCCGAGAAAGCUUCUCCGCCGACCCUAACCUCCUCUUCCUGGUGCUCGCGAGGUCCAAAUCCCUCCCUCAUGCGGCCCUCGGCUUCUUCCAAUGGUCCGAGACUGCCCUAGGGCUCCAGAUGGACCUGCGCUGUCGCUGCAAGAUGGCGCAGAUACUGAUCGACGGCGGGAUUCCGGCGCCGGCAAGGGGCGUGAUGGCGCCGGCUAUCCUGUGCCACACGACGAUGGAGAUCCUCGACGCGGUGGGAUCCCUGACAAGGCGGAUCGAGGAGUCACGGUCGGCGUUCCUCGGCUUCCUCUUCGAGGAAUACGCACUCUCGGACAGGAUUCAGGAAGGUCUGCUGGUUUUCCGGCGAUUUAGGGCCACCGGAUGCAGGCCAAGCUCCCGAACCUGCAACGUGUUCCUGGACAGAUUGAUCUCGUCGGGGGAGAUCAGACUGGCGUCGUGCUUCUAUGCUGCGGUCGUGCGAUCUGGUGUCGCGGCGGACUCCCGCUCCUGGUCGCUACUCUGCCGUCUGCUCUGCGAGGAAGGAAAGCUCGAGAUCGCCGCGGCGAUGGUGGAAUCUUCUCCGUCCUGCGACGGCAAGGUCUUUCAUCUGAUCGCAGAUCGCUACUGCAGAAACGGUGAUUUUCUAUCCGCAAUACUCCUGCUAAACACAAUGUACGAAAAGGAUCUGAGACCAGGGUUAGGAAUCUACGGCGCCAUUCUCGAAGGAGGCUGCAGACUCAGGAAUACCGCCAUCAUUAGAUCUUGCUUGAAGGAAACGAUCGUUCGAGGUCUGCUGCCGACUGCUCCGGUCCUCGAUUACGAUUUGAUCAUUCAGAGGCUCUGCGACCUGGAAAAGACCUACGCCGCAGAGUUCUUCAUGGAGAGAGCUCGAUCUGCAAAAGCCAGCCACAGCAAUGGCACCUAUCUGUGCUUGCUGAGAGCCCUCUCUGCUGCAGGAAGGGUGGAGGAAGCCGUCGGAGUCCAUCGACAAAUGAUGGAGAAGGGGGUGAAGGUGAAUCAGAGUUGCCUGAACGUGUUCUUCAGAGCUGUCUGUCAGGGGGAAGCUUCGGAUGAAGGCGGCAUGGCGAUCCGAGACCUGAUCGGGAAAGGGUUCUUACCCUGCGUCUCGGACAUUUCCAAAUUCAUGGGGAAUCUCUGCAGAAAAGGAUGGUGGAAGGAAGCAGAAGAUCUUCUGAAUCUGGUUCUAGGGAAAGGAAUUGUUCCCGAGGCAGACUGUUGCUCUCAUCUGAUUCAGAAUUUCUGCGCGAAUAGGGAUCUUGAUUCGGCGAUGUCCCUGCUCGAGAAGCUGAGAGCAGGUGGGGGAGGUCUGGAUGUGAAGUCUUACAACCUGCUCCUCGAUGAACUCUCCAUGGGGGGAAGGUUGACGGAGGCCAUUAUGGUUUUCGAUCACAUGGGGGAGGAAGAGGCUAGGGAUAGCAGGAGCUUCUGCAUCAUGAUCUCUGCUCUCUGUCGUGGGAGGGAGCUGAGAAAGGCUAUGAACCUUCAUGACGCGAUGAUGAAGCUCGAGCUCAAGCCCGAUGAAGAAAAAUACAGGCAAAUCAUAUCUGGGUUUGCCUAAAUUCUCACAUUUUUUUUGCUUGAUAUAUAUAGAAAGAAACCCACAACCAUAUAGUUUCUGCAUUUUUUUUUCUUGGAAUCUCCUUGAAAUUCCUCAACAUUCUUUUCCUAAAAUGUGCUCAUCAAACUCUAGACUGCUGGCUGCUUGUACAUCGAUUCGGCUGGAUUCGAAUGAAGAUGAAGGAUGAAUCGUGUAAAAAUAAAAAAUAAAAAAUAAAAAUCUUCAGGCAUUUGUUAUAUCUUGCAUUGGAACACAUAUGAAAGGCUCCUGAUCUUGCUGUUGUUAUUAUUUUUCUGUGCUGCGCUCAGAUUUAUUUGUCAUCGCUUGCAUUCAGUUGGAUUUCUUCUCCGACAUUUAAGCAAAUGCUUCAAGAUUUAUCAUGUUUCCUCUUUUUUUUUUUAAAUUCGAAGAGUUUAGGCUUGUCUUCUUGAUCUUGUUGCUGAGAUUAUUUUUUUUUUUUCUGCGCCCGGUUUUUAUUUAUCAUCACAGUUGACUUUGAUCGCCCUGGCUCUCUUCCAUUUCUUCAGAUCAUUUCGAUGGAUUCCUUCUCCAAUAUGAUCAUCUGUCGUCAUAUUAUAAUCGGAUUAAAAUGUAUUUUAUGCAUCUAUAAAUAUAUAAAUACAAAAAGUUGUAGAUAUUCAUUACUUUUAUGAAGAUUCGCCCAUUUGACUUGAAUUAAUCGUCGCCAAAAGUCGUUCAAGAUCUGACAAGUAGAUAAUUUCUUGAGGGGAGUAGAUGGGUCAACGCAUGCCCGAUCCGAUGA